Messenger RNA from Oncorhynchus masou masou (cherry salmon), 1784 nucleotides. RefSeq names its product HAUS augmin-like complex subunit 8. Gene Ontology annotation, molecular function: microtubule binding. Gene Ontology annotation, biological process: spindle assembly; centrosome cycle. NCBI's taxonomy places the organism in Eukaryota, Metazoa, Chordata, Actinopteri, Salmoniformes, Salmonidae. Gene Ontology annotation, cellular component: centrosome; cytoplasm; nuclear microtubule. The record is from RefSeq and is a predicted model, not a curated record. The transcript has 10 exons. The coding region runs from base 227 to 1399 and encodes 390 amino acids.
AUAGUACCCGAAAGGUUGCUAGAAAAUGUAGAAUAAAAUUAACGUUAAUAGUGGUCCAUAUUUAUUGUACAUAAAUCUAAACUUGUUCAUAAGUACAUUUAGCAUUUUUAUUUCAACAAACAAUAUUGUAUUUGUUGAACAAGUAACACAGGCUAGAACCUCAUCCUAGGAUUUGUUUCAAGCCGAACAUUAAUGUUGUUGUACACGCGGUUCACUUGAAAGUAAAAUGGCGUCAAGAAGAGUGUCGUCGGUUCCUAAAAGUCAGAAACUUACCAUUGGAGAUUCAAAAAGUUCCAAAGCUGUGAUUGAAAACAGCAAGACCAACAACAGUGGAACUGGAAACCCCAGCAAAGCCAAAGGCAACAGCAGUGGGAAUGGAAAUAAAACAAAAUCUGGUGGUACAAUAGUGAAGUCUCGAUAUCUACAACCUGUUGAAAAGGCACCUCUAACCAAGAACAAUUCCCUCACCAAUGAGUCCACCCUUGUGCCACCAAGGCCUGCCUCACCUAAACCGGUUAGUGUUAAACCACGGGUGGGGUCUCCUGCAAGGCGUUCCAUGGCUCCUCAGUCACUUCGCAAUCCUACUCCAAUGAUGUCCAGUGUCCUUGAGCCUUCACAAUUAGGAAGAAGUAUUCUGCAAUCCACAAUCUUAGAUGGUCACUGUCUUCGCCCUGACUUUGAUGUCUCUGCCAUUAAAGACAAGACAGUGUUACAAAAUGCAGCAGUAGAACCUGAAAGAAACGAUGAACACGAAAAGAGACUCCUAGAGAUGCAGACCUUCUUGUUGGCUUACCUCACAGCCAAGAUGGAGAAUAAUAGCCAGAAAUUGAAGGCGGAGGCAGAGGGGCGUAUUCUAGCCGUGAUGGAGGAAGAGGAGCUGCUACGGAAAGAAGUCCAUGAGAAGAAGCGCCAGUACCUCCUCCUGGAGAAGAACAAGCAGCUGGACGACCUGCUCGAUUUACAGAUCACAGCACUAACUCCUGUGGCUGAUGCCGCCAAGCAGUUCACACAGGAAUACAAGUCUUUUGCCACCGCAGUUGACACCACACGACAUGAGCUGCCAGUGAAGAACUUCUACAUUGACGGGGAUAGAAUGACAUUUCUGGAUAAAGCCACUGCUAGCCUGAAGGAGAGUGAGGAAGUGUUGCUGCAGUGCACACAGGGAGCUCACCAUGGCAAUGAGAAAUCUGCUGAGUGCCUGAGGGGGGUGAAAACUGCUGCACAAGACAUCAGCAAGCAGCUCUCAGGGGGUUUUUCAGAGUUAUUGGAGCUGUCAUCAUUGGUCAGUCGUCAGGCGGUUCAGAUUCAACAGGCCUUGGAAGAGGAGCAGCUUGGAUUGACAAGAGUUCAGGAACUCUAUUGCCCCAAACAGGGAAGCAGCAUCGAGAACAUUGUGUAGAAUGUACAGCCUAAAGUUCAGGAAUAAGGCCCAGGGGGUGCGGUAUAUGACCAAUAUUCCAUCACUAAGGGCUGUUCUAAUGCAAUGCAGAGUGCCUGGAUACAGCUUUUAGCCGUUGUAUAUUAUCCAUAUACUACAAACCCCCAAAGUGCCUUAUUGCUAUUAUAAACUGGUUACCAACGUAAUUAGAGCAGUAAAAAUAAAUGUUUUGUCAUACCCUUGGUAUACGGUCUGAUAUACCACGGCUGUCAGCCAGUCAGCAUUCAGGGCUCGAACCACCCAGUUUAUAAUUUUUGUUAACAUACAGUAGUUAAAUUACUUGAAUUACUGACCAUGGGAAUUAUUUUGUGAAACUUUUUAUUAAAUUGUAUACAUCAAUAUUCAA